UCUUCUUCUUUCUUCCGCAAUUGCUUUGUACGUAAAACCAGGAAACAGUUUACUCCGUUAACCAGAAAUGAACGCCCUCUCUUCUUCUUCCUCUUCCAACUUCACUUUCUUCACUCAGUCCAAAAACCCUAGCCAUCAUUUUAAAUUCACCCCUAAAGUACCCAAUUUACCCCUACACUCUUCUCCUUCCCAUCUCACUGCACCUGCUCCAUGUUGCUCUCUCGGUGACUCAUCAACCACGUUGCUGGAAAAAAAUGCCCUUUCCUCCGAACUAAGUUCCCGGAAUGCCGUUUUACCAAAAGACUCAAGCUUUGAGGAAGCGCUCGUGGUUCGCAGGCCGAUGACAGAUUUUUCCGGCGAAGACUCCGACGAGGAGGUGGAAGAAAGGUGUGAGACGGAGAACAAUGAUCCAAAGGGUUCUUCGAUUGUAGCCGGGCUAGCGAAAGUUGCGAAGAAGAUGCCGAUGUUUGAGCCGAAGAGGGUCGAAUCCAAAGAGAGGCCUCUGGCAGUGAAUUUGGACUUGGCGAUAUAUAGAGCGAAUGUUUUGGCUAGAAAAUUUCGCUAUGAAGAAGCAGAGGCAAUACUUCAGAAGUGUAUAAGCUAUUGGCCGGAAGAUGGUCGACCUUACGUGGUACUUGGGAAGAUUUUGAGCAAGCAAUCCAAAACAGGUCAAGCCAGAGAGAUAUACGAGACGGGUUGCCAAGCUAUGCAGGGUGAAAAUGCCUACAUUUGGCAGUGUUGGGCUGUUCUUGAAAUGAAAGUGGGAAAUAUCAGGAGAGCAAAACAGUUGUUUGAUGCUGCCACGGUUGCUGAUAAGAAGCAUGUUGCUGCUUGGCAUGGAUGGGCUGUGCUAGAGUUAAAGCAGGGAAAUAUUCAAAAGGCAAGGAAUCUGCUUGCUAAAGGUCUUCAGUAUUGUGGACAGAAUGAGUAUAUAUACCAAACACUUGCACUGCUUGAAGCUAAAGCAAAUAGAUAUCAGCAGGCUCGAUAUUUAUUCAGUCAGGCCACUAGGUGUAAUCCUAAUAGCUGUGCUAGUUGGCUUGCUUGGGCACAAAUGGAGAUGGAACAGGAAAACUACCGUGCUGCUAGGAAAUUGUUUGAGAAAGCAGUACAGGCAAGUCCUAAAAAUAGGUUUGCUUGGCAUGUAUGGGGCGUUUUUGAAGCUAACAUGGGCAACGUUGACAAAGGAAGAAAACUUCUGAAGAUAGGCCAUGCUCUAAAUCCAAGGGAUGCUGUUCUCCUUCAGUCUCUUGCUUUAUUAGAAUACGAACACUCAACUGCAAACCUUGCCCGAAUUUUGUUCAGGAGAGCAUCUGAAUUGGAUCCAAGGCAUCAACCUGUUUGGUUUGCUUGGGGUUGGAUGGAAUGGAAGGAAGGAAACUUGAAUACGGCUAGAGAAUUAUACCAAAAGACGUUAUCCAUUGAUCUAAAUAGUGAAACUGCUGCCAGGUGUCUCCAGGCUUGGGGUGUGCUGGAGCAAAGGGUUGGUAAUCUUUCAGCUGCCCGUAGAUUAUUCAAAUCCUCAUUGAAUAUAAAUUCUCAGAGUUAUGUGACAUGGAUGACUUGGGCAUCAUUGGAAGAAGAUCAAGGAAAUUCUGUUCGUGCUGAAGAGAUUCGUAACCUCUAUUUCCAACAGCGCACAGAAGUUGUAGACGAUGCUUCAUGGGUUACGGGGUUCUUAGAUAUUUUAGACCCGGCCAUUGACAGUUUAAAGAGGCUCCUCAAGCUGGACCCAAAUUCGUACAGCAAGCCAUUGGAUUCUUUGAUAAGUAUAGCCAGAACAAAUAAAAACAGGGUUGAUUUUUCUAGUGACAAUAAUGGUGAUGACGAGGAUGGUGAAAGUGGCUUUGAUUUGGAUGCUUUCAUUAAGGAACGGUUAUCCAUAGAUUUGUCCAAUCUGGAAUUUCAGUUGGACACACCAAAAGUUUCUUCUAUGAAGAAAAGUACGUCUACUAGGAGAAUAUGGCGAUCAAAUAAUAGAAUUGCCAAAGUGUAAGUCCACAAUAUUAUAGUUUAGGGUUGGGCCAUUAGCUAUACAGAAUGGUGUCAUGUAAAAUUUGUUUUCAAUUAGGUGCCUUGCCUUGUAUUGAAAACAGCAUUAUAAGAAAUAUUUUUUAAUGAGAACAAAGUAUACUAAUGACUAACAUCGUUAUAUUUGUCUUCAAGUGAAAGAUGUUUCUUUUCCAAAGUGAAUAAGGACUGUGUACUUACUUAUAGAUAAACAGGUUAUAAUUAUGAUGUACUUCAAAUUAAAUCAACAGUGGAUAUUUUUUUAUUUACUAGCUCUAGAGACAGUGUCACUUAGUAUAGUCUUGUCGUUUCUUCAAGAUAUUCUGCUUUGAAUGUGCGUCCGUGAAUAUAAUGAGAGCAAUGCAGUUCUUGUGU
This is a messenger RNA of Abrus precatorius (Indian licorice), 2385 nucleotides long. RefSeq names its product protein high chlorophyll fluorescent 107. The transcript is spliced from 8 exons. Gene Ontology annotation, cellular component: chloroplast. Gene Ontology annotation, biological process: mRNA processing; regulation of translation. The record is from RefSeq and is a predicted model, not a curated record. Gene Ontology annotation, molecular function: single-stranded RNA binding; mRNA binding; protein binding. The coding region runs from base 68 to 1996 and encodes 642 amino acids. NCBI's taxonomy places the organism in Eukaryota, Viridiplantae, Streptophyta, Magnoliopsida, Fabales, Fabaceae.